Coccinella septempunctata (seven-spotted ladybird) is the source of this 1178-nucleotide messenger RNA. Its product is annotated as putative deoxyribonuclease TATDN1. Gene Ontology annotation, molecular function: 3'-5'-DNA exonuclease activity. Lineage: Eukaryota; Metazoa; Arthropoda; Insecta; Coleoptera; Coccinellidae. The transcript has a single exon. The record is from RefSeq and is a predicted model, not a curated record. Bases 129 to 1178 code for a protein of 349 amino acids. Gene Ontology annotation, cellular component: cytosol.
UUACUUACAGUAAAUAUAAACGUACAGUUUACAUAAAAGCACAUACUACUGACUUAAAAUUUAUCAAAUUCACAUGACAAAAGCUCCGCUUUUUCUCUUCUAUCUUACCCACUAAUUUUCAGGUCAAAAUGAAACGUUUCAUUGAUAUUGGAGCUAAUCUAACAGAUCCCAUGUUCUCGGGAAUAUAUAAUGGUAGUGUUAAACAUCAAAAAGAUCUUGAAAAUGUGUUGGAGCGAUGCUGGAAAGUAGGGAUGUCGAAGAUCAUCAUCACCGGAGGAAGUUUAUCAGACAGUAGAAAAGCCAUUGAAAUAUCGCAAAUGGACAACAGAUUAUUUGCCACUGUCGGAUGUCAUCCUACAAGAUGUUGCGAGUUUGAUGAACUUGAUCAAUCCAAUUAUUUCCAGCAUAUGAAAGAAUUGAUUGAGACCAACAGAAAUAAAGUAGUUGCAUUAGGAGAGUUUGGUCUGGAUUAUGAUAGAGUGCAGUUUUGUCCUAAGGAAAUCCAACAGAAAUAUUUUAAGCUGCAGUUAACUCUCACUGAAGAAUUCGAUUUACCAUUAUUUGUCCAUUGUCGAAAUGCUGCCAAUGACCUGUUAGAGAUCCUUAAAGAUUUCAAAUGCUCUGGAGUGGUUCAUUCAUUUGAUGGGACUAUAGAAGAAGCUAAAAAUUUUAUAGAUUUAGGUUACUCGAUUGGAAUAAAUGGUUGUUCCUUAAAAACUCUAGAUAACUUGAAUACUGUGGCAGAUUUACCUAUUGAUAAAAUUCUUUUAGAGAGUGAUUGCCCCUAUUGUGAAAUUCGCCCAACACAUGCAGGAUAUCAAUUUAUUUCAAAAGAGAAUAUUCUGCCUAGUGUUAAAAAAGAAAAAUGGAAUCCAGGUUGUUUAGUGAAAUCAAGAAAUGAACCUUGUAAUAUUUUGCAUGUUCUUGAUGUGCUUGCAUCAGUGAAAAAAAUCGAUUCGUUUAAAUUAUGUGAACAGAUAUUUGAGAAUACAAAUAAAUUAUUCUUCAAGUCUUAUCUUGUGAAUGCUAUUGUUCAAAUAAGUCGACCAACCAUUCCUUUCUAUUCACAUUCAAAAGAUUGUUAUAUGUAUAAUGGAAGAAGACAAGAAGAUAUAGCUAUAUCAGAGUUUGUCUCUGGCUAUAUCCUCUUGGAAGGAGAGCAAAAAUAUUUUCAAUAA